Molecule: messenger RNA, 1605 nt
Organism: Drosophila obscura
Lineage: Eukaryota; Metazoa; Arthropoda; Insecta; Diptera; Drosophilidae
Exons: 3
Coding region: 69-1343 (424 amino acids)
Source: RefSeq, a predicted model, not a curated record
ACUUCGUUCAGUUAGUUGGUUUAACAAACUAGUAGAACUUUUGGCCAGCAGUACUCCCGAUUAGAAAAAUGUCGGGAAAUCCAGAUACGAGUAUUAAUGACUUCAAUGCCGACGAACUGGUUGCACCUGAAUGGCUGAAUGUUGAGUUUAUCACAAAAGUUCUGAGCGAGCAUGAAAAGGCUGCCGAACUAAAGGUCACCGGACUACAAUUUUCUCCAGCCAGCGCCAAGGGCGACCACUAUGCCAGCGUCAUGUUUCGCGCCAAAGUGGAGUACACCACUCGAAAAGGAGCCGCCACCAAGUCGCUAAUCAUCAAAACAAUGCCGGAGCAAGAGGGUCACAAGAAGGAUAUGCUGGGCGAGUCGCCAAUCUUCCAAACGGAGAUUGGAAUGUACGGCACAGUACUGCCAGAAUUCGAGAGGAUACUCCGGCAGGCGGGGGACGAUGAUAAACUCUAUGUGGACUGCAUCUAUCACAGUCUGAAGCCGCGUCAGGUGAUGAUCUUCGAGGAUCUGGUGGAGAUGGGCUUCGUUGUGAUACGAGAUCGUGAGGUAAACCUCGACGAGGUGCGUUGCGUCUACUCCAAACUGGCAAAAUUGCAUGCGGCGAGUAUUAAAGUCCAGCACGAGCAACCCACAAUACUCAAAGGCUACACCAACGGUCUGUUUGAUAUGCCCAAGGUGUUGGAAGAACCAUUCAUUGGCACUGGGAUGACAUUCUUUCUGGAACUGCUAGAGAAAGAGCCCGAACUGCGAAAGUACAAGGCAUACUUUGAGAGCAUAAAGGGCGACCUGCUACAGCGACUGAAGGAUGAGUGGACGCAAAUGCGUCAGAACCCGAAACCAGAUCAGUAUUACGUCCUCAGCCAUGGAGAUUUCCAUCUACGUAAUAUGAUGUUCAAGCACAAAAAGGAGACAGGAGUAUUCGAGGACGUCAUGCUGUUGGACUUUCAAAUGUGCAAUAUUUCCCCCAUGACCAAUGAUUUGAUCUACUCGAUAUAUAUGCUGUUGGAGCCACAACAACGAAGGGAUCAUUGGGAGGAGCUGCUCAAGCAUUACUUCUCCGUUUUGGUUGAAACUCUGAAGAAGAUCGGAUAUAAAGGAGAAAUGCCCACGGAAGCUGGACUCUGGCAGCGAUUCCAUCAACGUAAAAACUCUCACUUUUUCCUGCUAAGCACAUUCCUGCCAUUAAUGUGGGCCCUUAGGGAGAAGGCCACCGAUUUCGGUGAACUAUUACAGAACGAGGAGAUCCGUAGAAAUUCCUCGUUUUUGGAGGGUUAUGUCAAAGAUGUCACCAUAUUAUUGCCCCGCUGGGAGAAAUUGGGUUACUUUAAAAAUACCUAAAGUGUUGUGUUUCUAUGUGUUCCUUUCAGCCAAGAUGAUCUUUAAAAUUAUCUUUUGCUUGCAAAUAAUUAAACUUUCAAGAAAAAAUGUUAAAUUUUGCUAAAUUAUUUUGUAUGCAAAAAAGAACCUCUUAAAUGUUGACUUAUAUCGUAUGUGGAAUCUGGAACUAUGUAAUAUAUGUUCAUAUUCUUUAUCUGCUUUAUGGAACCCACCCUACAAUUUAAAGAAUUUUCUGACUACGCAACACAUUAAAAAAGAGAUA